AUGGUAACGAGAGGAACUGCACGAAUACUGACUGGGAUGACUGCUCCCAAGAGCUGUGAAGACAGCAAGCUGGGAGGUUCCUCCUGCCUCAGCCACAAUGCACACUCAGAACUUGAGUCAAAAUCAACAGGCCAAGAAUCGCCAACAGCCAGAUCACAAACUGCUUUCACUGGCAGAGCUUCAGUUUACCACAAACCUGAAAAACUCUUAUUUGGCCCAGAGCUGGAGUCCACUUCUCACUGGGAUCCCCCUUCAGUUACUCACAAGCAGCUCUCUCCCUCUGGGGGAUGGGACAGGGAGCCCUAG
Pipistrellus nathusii (Nathusius's pipistrelle) is the source of this 306-nucleotide messenger RNA. The record is from the annotation of a GenBank genome assembly. NCBI's taxonomy places the organism in Eukaryota, Metazoa, Chordata, Mammalia, Chiroptera, Vespertilionidae.